Molecule: messenger RNA, 1259 nt
Organism: Pseudopodoces humilis (Tibetan ground-tit)
Lineage: Eukaryota; Metazoa; Chordata; Aves; Passeriformes; Paridae
Gene: EMC7
Product: ER membrane protein complex subunit 7
Cellular component (GO): EMC complex
Molecular function (GO): carbohydrate binding
Source: RefSeq, a predicted model, not a curated record
CGCGGCGGCGCAGGCGCGGGGCUGCGGCGCGCGGCGAUGGCGGCGCGGGCCGGGAGUCUGUGGCUUUUGCUGCUCUGGCUCUCGGCGGCGCCGCUGCUCCGCGGCGCCCGCGGGUCGGAGCCCGUCGGGCCGGCAGAGCCGUCGGGCGGCGCGGGCCCCGGGGAGCGGUUUAAGAUCGAGGGCCGGGCCGUGGUGCCCGGGGUGAAGCCGCAGGACUGGAUCGCGGGGGCCCGGGUGCUGGUGGACGGGGAGGAGCACGUCGGCUUCCUGAAGACAGAUGGAAGUUUUGUGGUUCAUGAUGUACCUUCAGGAUCUUACGUAGUGGAAGUUAUAUCCCCCGCUCAUAAAUUUGAUCCCGUGCGAGUUGACAUAACUUCAAAAGGCAAAAUGAGAGCAAGAUAUGUGAAUUACAUCAAACCCUCUGAAGUUGUCAGGCUGCCAUACCCACUCCAGAUGAAAUCUUCUGGACCACCUUCAUACUUUAUAAAGAGAGAAUCUUGGGGAUGGACAGAUUUUCUCAUGAACCCUAUGGUGAUGAUGAUGGUUCUUCCAUUACUGAUAUUUGUGCUUUUGCCUAAAGUUGUCAACACCAGUGAUCCUGAUAUGAGGCGGGAAAUGGAGCAGUCAAUGAACAUGCUGAAUUCCAACCAUGAGCUGCCAGAUGUGUCUGAAUUCAUGACAAGACUUUUCUCUUCAAAAUCUUCCAGCAAGUCUGGUGGUAGCAGCAGUAAAGCAGGGAAAAGUAGUUCUGGAAAAAGGAGGUAGUUAAGUUUUCCUCCUAAGUCUGAAUUUGCAUAGCUGUUUGUUACCAUGUGGUGUCAUGUUUAUUUGUCUUGGAAGAUCAAAAAGCCACUACUGUAAACUUUAACCAGGCACAACAACAUAUGUUAUGAUACAAGUGUGGUUUGUAGCUUUUUUUAGACUGUAUAAGCUGUUUUGUACUUGACAGUAAGCAAAAGAUGACAUGGCAUGUAUCUGUAUAAAGUUAUUGAUGACAUUGAAUUAACUAUAUUGUUCUGUAGAGAAUUAAAAUAAAUUAUACAAUGUGCUUCACAGUAAUAAAUAUCUCAAGACAAUGUAUAAAAAAAUUUCAAAGAUAAUAGAAGUGGAGUUCAGUUUUAAGAUGUCUUUAAUGUUUUGCACUUGUUGAGUUCCAAAAUGAACAAAAUCAUCCUUUCAAAAUGGAGUUGUGAGUUCACUGGGUAAGUAAUUUGCUGUAUCAUCUUGUCACAUGUUACAUAUAAAAUCAUUUUAUUUUA